AAAAUAUAUCGAUAAUGCAGAUGUCUAUAACUCAUGUAACCAGCCAGUGACGUGUAAAUAGAAUGGUUUUAUUAAAUAUUUAGUAAAAAUUUACGUUUUUUAUCGCAUAUCAAAAUGAAUUAUAAUUCCAAUUCAAGUAUGAGGCAUAGCGCAAGUCGUAAACCUAAACGGGUAGUUGAUGUGAAUGUAAUGGGAAAUCCAAUACCAUCGGCUGCACCAACAACUGCACCUUACAAUCCAUAUGAGAGCUUUCCCAUUGCAGCACCAAAUCCAAACUCAGCACCUCUAACAACAGAUUACAGGGGACCAUUUCCUCAAGGCCCUGUCGACCAGUAUCCGCAACAACCGUUUUUGGGUAAUCAACCACAAAAUCAUGCACCUCCUGGUCAUCAACCGUUUAAUGUAUUGUCACAGCCAGUCGUUCAAGAUAUGGCACUUCAAUACGGUCAACAGCUAGCAAGUACUGGAAGAAAAGUUGUGGAAAAAGAAAUAGAAAAAUAUGUUCCAGUAUCAAAAUUAAAAUACUAUUUUGCCGUAGAUACUAAAUAUGUUGUUUCAAAAUUAGGAUUAUUAUUUUUUCCAUUUUCUCACACUGAUUGGUCAAUUAAAUAUGAACAAGAUAAUCCAGUCCAGCCACGGUAUGAAAUCAAUGCUCCAGAUUUAUACAUACCAGUAAUGGCUUAUGUAACAUAUGUGGUGGUAGCUGGAUUAGUUCUAGGUAUGCAAGACAGAUUUACACCAGAACAAAUUGGUAUUUACGCAUCAUCAGCCUUAGCUUGGACACUUGUAGAAAUGGCUGUAUAUAUGGCAACACUGUAUAUAACAAACAUAAAAACAUCACUUCGAACAUUAGAUAUACUUGCGUACAGUGGCUACAAAUAUGUUGGAAUUAUAUUGAGUGUUCUAAUUAGUUUAAUAUUUGCUAAUACUGGUUACUACAUAGUUCUAUUAUACUGUAGUUUAGCGUUAGCAUUCUUUUUAGUACGUGCCCUUAAAGCACAAGUACUAUCCGAACAUCAGAAUGAUCCACGUCAGACAACACAUUAUGGGACAGAUGUAACAGCUGUAGGUUCCAAACGACGUCUUUAUUUUCUAUUAUUUGUAGCUUUAACACAGCCAUUGCUCAGUUGGUGGUUAUCUUUACAUCUUGUCAAGGCAACACCUCCACCAUCGUCAUAGCAUCUUCAAGUGAAAUCUUUUGUUUAGAUAAUUUUUAUUAAUUUUAUUUUUUAUAUAAAAAAAAUUUUGCAACUUUAAAUAUGAAAAAAAUG
Messenger RNA from Chrysoperla carnea, 1271 nucleotides. RefSeq names its product protein YIF1B (gene Yif1). Gene Ontology annotation, biological process: endoplasmic reticulum to Golgi vesicle-mediated transport. The coding region runs from base 115 to 1179 and encodes 354 amino acids. The transcript is spliced from 6 exons. Lineage: Eukaryota; Metazoa; Arthropoda; Insecta; Neuroptera; Chrysopidae. The record is from RefSeq and is a predicted model, not a curated record. Gene Ontology annotation, cellular component: endoplasmic reticulum membrane; Golgi membrane; endoplasmic reticulum-Golgi intermediate compartment.